UAAACUGCGCCUCCUCGCUCUUCAGUCGCUUCAGCCGUUUUCUUUUUCCGCUGAUAUUCUCACUUGUUAACAAGAAUACUUUCCUACAGCUCAGACGGUCUCUGCGUCCGGGAGAGGAAAAUCAGGACUUUGCUCUUUAUCGUCACUUUGACCUGCAAGUUUGUGAACUCAAGUUUUUUUAGACACAUUUAGUCCACAGGACCAAAAAAAAAAAAAAAAAGGAAAGAAAAAGAAAAAGAAAAAAAGAAAAAGAAAAAGAAAGAAAAAGACAAAGAGAGAGAGAAAAAAGAUGAUUGAUCAGUCUAACCUAAAUGUCCAGUCUUUGCUCUUUGGAUGCCUGGCUUGUCUUGUUGUGACCUCUGUUGUGAACGCAGAUGGUCGAGUUUUUGUGUUGGACCUGAGGAACUCCUCCGGUGUGCAAGGCUUCAGGGAUGCUGAGCAAGCAUGCGCCUCAAAGCAAGCCCGCUUGGCAUCAGUAGAGGAGCUCCGUCAUGCUGUGAUGGAGUGCUUCUUCUCUCAGUGUACUCGUGGGUGGCUCUAUGGAGGCACAGUAGGAACCACAGUGUGUAAUGUUGUGGGCAGUUUAUUGAAAGCAGUGGUUGUGAGGACAGAAAAUGCUACAGAGGACAUGACACACCUGGAUGCCUUCUGCAUCAAAGACAAAGGCCUGCCUUGUGGAGACCCUCCUUCCUUUCCUAAUGCUAUUUUGCAGGAGCACUCUGGGUUUGAGAUGGGAGAUGAGCUGGUGUACACAUGUGUCUCAGGAUAUGUGAUGCCAAGUGGAAACACCGCCUUCAGCCUGCUGUGUGACAGCUGUGGGGAGUGGUAUGGGACAGUGCAGAUUUGUGUCAAAGAUGAGCUGGAAAGCCAUGUUGACUAUGAGGACAAAUUCACAGACUCCUAUGAAGAAGCAGACCGUGACCAUGAGAGUCUAGAGGAGGCACAAGAUGAGAUGUCAGAGGAAGCAUAUGAUGGGAAGAGGAGCAUGGAGCAGCAGGAGAAAAUAUUCAAUGUUAAAGUACAGCAGAGGCAUCAUGAGCCGCAUGGAGGGCAUGAUGUGGAAGGAAAGGUGACAGAGAAUAUCAGAGCACUUGAAGGGACGGUAGAAGGAGCAACAAACCAGGAAUCUGCUUUUGAGGAUUUCACCAGCCGUCCGAGGUGGGAGGAGGAAAGGAUCGGGUUAGUCACUGUCGAUGUAGCUGCAGCCACAGAGGAACCCGUCUCUGUUCUGUCUCAAAAACAUAUGUUCUGGUUUCCCCCUGAGGCAUUCCCAGAAGAGGAACCUCCUGUCUUCACCGACUCUGUCACACAGAAUCCUGCCACACAGAUAACACAGAGAGCCUCUGGAGGCCAGUCUGAGGAAAGUAAAGAGCAUGAGAGCCAGGAGAAACGUCGCCAUCCAAUCCCUAUUGAUGUUGAUGAUCAUGAUGAUGAGCCAGAAGCCAAUGAUAAUCAUGAACAUGAUAAUGAUGACAGAGAUGAAGACAACAGCCGUCAUGAUGACCUAGACAUCCAUAAUGACGACCAUUAUGAUGAUCAAGACGACGUCGACAGUCAUAGUCAGGAAGAGGACCAUGAUGAUCAUGUAAAGCGCCCAGCUCAGCAUGGUGAUCUGGAUAGACAAGACCGCUACAAAGACCAUGAUGAUCAUUAUGACAUGGGUGAAAAUGAGGAAGACCGUGAUCGCAUUCGAUAUGGCAGCCAGGAGUACGACGAUAGAGAUGAUGCUCAUGAUGAACACCAAAGCUACGAGGAUCAUGAUAAUCCAAUAGAUGAUCAUAGCGAUGAUGACGGAGAACAUCCUGAUGGUUCUGAGGAACAUCAAAACCAUGAUGACCAUGACAGUGAUGACGAUAAAGACCAUGAUAUUGAUCAUGAUGAUCAUGAUGAUCACGAUGAUCACGAACACAAAGACGACGAACUUUACGACAAUCAUGAUAGCCACGAGGAUGAUGAUCAUUUGUAUGCAAUCAUUUCAGGUGCCACAGAGGGGCACCAGAACAUCACUCAGAGGGUGCCAGGAGGCAAGGGCACCAAGGAUGAAAGUUGGCUGGAUGGCUAUCCUGUUAUCCUGGAACAAACUGAAAAUGGUAAAGCCACAACAGGUCAAACAGGACCAGUGGAUGGUAAGAGUGUUGUCAAGACAACAGAUAGACCCAAUGAGGUGGAAAUACGUAGACCAGUUCCUUACACCAGCUCACCAGACACACAUGAGUCUCCCACUAAAGCACCCAAACUAGAUCACAAGAUGGUGGAGGAGGUGAAGCCAAGCUUCACUGGAUCUCCUGCUGCCUCCCCUGACCAUUUACAACCUUCAGACACUCCCUCAUACUCCGACACCCUAGAUUAUGACACACAACAGGCAGCUCCCACCCACUCCUGGCUGGAUGAUCUCACCGAGCACCCCUUCCUGGAUCAUGGGCCAGCUCCUCCAGUGCAGGAUGAUGACAUCUUCAAUGGAGUGAUAGGGGAGCACACAGUACACAACCUGCCUGGUGAGACUGGUGAGAGGGGUGAGGCAGAGGGAGAGAUGCGUGAGACCAUUUGCGUGGGUGAGGACUGUCCCCCUCACCCUCCGAACCCCUCUAGUCAAGGUCCCAAAGUGGCAGCCAUAAUUGUGGCAUUGUGUGCUGUUGCCACAGCAGUCAUCAUUGGAGUUUGGUGUUACCGACGGCAACAGCAGAAGAGCUCCAUGUAUGAGAUGAAUGGGAAGGGCCAAAGUCAAACCAGACAGGGCCAACAGAUAGAGAUGCAGCAAAAAGUUUAG
Molecule: messenger RNA, 2767 nt
Organism: Melanotaenia boesemani (Boeseman's rainbowfish)
Lineage: Eukaryota; Metazoa; Chordata; Actinopteri; Atheriniformes; Melanotaeniidae
Gene: susd5
Product: sushi domain containing 5
Exons: 5
Coding region: 290-2767 (825 amino acids)
Biological process (GO): cell adhesion; Notch signaling pathway
Molecular function (GO): hyaluronic acid binding
Source: RefSeq, a predicted model, not a curated record